AUGGCGGCGGAUUUCAUCCUGGAUACCGUGGCGGUUUGCUUCGCGGUCUUCUUCAUGACGGCUCCGUUGUCUCAGGCCAUCGAUGUUUGUGGCACGCCAGCGAAAGUGCGGUACGUCAAUCCCAUCAACUUGCUUUGCUUCUCGCUGAAUUGCAUCACUCAGCUGGCCUAUGGUUUGUUCUUGCCGGUCCCACCUGUCGUUCCGUGCAACGCCUAUGGAGUCUUCGUUGGCAUCUUCAGCACAUCGGCCUGCUGGUGCUUCGCGCGCAAGGAGCCGCAUGCCAAGCACUGGGAUCGCACUGCUGCCUUCGCCACGGCUUUCACCGGCCUCCUUGCUGCGUUGAUCUUUGCCUACGCGGCCUUUGGGGGAGCGGCUGAUGUGGGCGUGCUGGGGAUGAUGGUGGGAAUCAUCAUGUAUGGCGCGCCCUUGUCCAGUAUGAAAGAAGUGCUGAGAACAAAGUCCUCUGAGACGCUCCCGGUGAUGCAGAGCUUCCUGGGCUUCCUGAACAGCAGCUGUUGGUUCACAGUGGGCGUGCGCACGGGGAAGGUGCCGGUGUGGGGUCCCAACAUCAUCGGCAUGAUGCUCUCCUUGCUGCAACUGGCGUUGAUCUUCAAGUUCCCCGCGAAGCCCGCGGGUGAUUUGGAGGAUGAGGACUUCAUCCCCCUGCUGGCAGAACACUCCUUGGCAGAUGUCGCGCGAGACACCAGCCGUGAGUGGAAGGAGGCUAUUGUGGAACAUAGCCAUUCCAUCAGCCUCUUCAUGAAAAAGUCAAGUCAGGACUUGGUUGGUCUCUUCUCUCACUCUCCGCGCGUGGACAACGAGUACAUUUCCUUGGACGGAGAUGGGCCCCUGACUGAGAACAAGAAAAAGGUGCAUCCUCCAUUGCCGUGGCAGAUCGGCAAGAACUUUUCGGUCUUUGCCCUGGAGACCGGCAUCACGGUGAGCGAUCGACCCACAUGGUGGUCUGAGGAUGGUAGAUACUUCAUCUACUAUGCGCAGGACUAUCAGCAUUGGAAGGUGAAUGGGCUCCGCAGCGCAGGUGGAGAUGGUAUCUCUUCAGUGCGGCCGGGCCGGCGUCGUGCGGGCUGCGGCUUCGCGCGCUCCAGUCCUGUGAAGGCCUCUGCACCUCCAAUGGAUUUCGCCGCUCUUUUCGAAGCCGGCGGCUGGUUUGAGGUGGAUGAUGAUGAAUGGGUGUCCGUGAAACCCUCACUCUUGUCCAAAACGGCUUCAUCUUUCCGUUUUGUCGCUGAAACAGCGCAGACCCAGGAAAGUGCCAAGGUGGAUGAGACAUCCACGACAGAGCAGGCUGUGGGCCGUCGGGUCUUUUGUGGCCUUCGCUGCAAAGAGGCCUUGCUUCUCUUUCUUCCACCCAAGCCAGGUAUCGAGGAAGAGGAUAGCAUCGUGAUGGAUUUGGAGCAGUCAGCUGAGAUCGGUGAUAUGGACGGGCUGCUGAAAAAAACAGGAGAGCCUGACGUGAUAUCUCUGAAACCGCGGAAGGCAUCGAAAUUGUGA
Molecule: messenger RNA, 1512 nt
Organism: Cladocopium goreaui
Lineage: Eukaryota; Dinophyceae; Suessiales; Symbiodiniaceae
Source: the annotation of a GenBank genome assembly